Pseudomassariella vexata is the source of this 1501-nucleotide messenger RNA. RefSeq lists its product as uncharacterized. Lineage: Eukaryota; Fungi; Ascomycota; Sordariomycetes; Amphisphaeriales; Pseudomassariaceae. The transcript has 5 exons. The record is from RefSeq and is a predicted model, not a curated record. Bases 277 to 1497 code for a protein of 406 amino acids.
CGAGGAACCUCCUAUCCAAGGAUUAUGAAACGGAGUCGCCGCGAGCUUCUCCGAAUCUAAGAAGGGACGUGUGAAUUCCACACCAGACCAUGGACUCCCCGCAACUCCCAAUUUUAUAUCAUUAGCGCAGGGCCCAGGAGAUGCAGGCGGGAGAUUAGCGGCUGCAUUUAUGUUCUCCCGUUCGACUUCUAUACCGACAGUCCUUCGGCAAAAAAAAAUUCGAAGAGCAAGCCAGGGACUGGUCGACUAACAUCAAACGACAGAUGACGCCUUAAAAUGUCUAACGACGACAACCAGACGCUGCUCUCGCUAAUUGGCGCAUACGAUAACUUCGAUGAGCCGGUGCCAGUAUGGAAUAAUAAAGCCACGAUCUUAGGUAUCGUGAUUACCUUCUUAGUAGUUUCUGUGAUAUGUAUCUUAUUCCGACUCUACACUCGGCUGUUCAUCGUUAAAAGCCCAGGCUGGGACGAUGUUUUUGUGUUCCUAUUCAUGUUGUCAGGAGGAACAGGCUCAGUAUUCACAUGCCUAAUGACACAAUAUGGCCUAGGCAAACACUUCAUCCUUCUCACCGACUACGAGAUAGACCGUUAUCUCACGAGUUUCUACAUCGCCAACGCAACCUAUUCCAUGUCGACGAUGCUGAUGAAGCUGUCCCUCCUGUUCCAGUACCUUCGAAUCUUCAAGCAAGGGACUUUCCUUAGACGUUUCACCAUCGUCAUGAUCGUUGUAAUCGCUCUAUGGGGAGCCGCCUUCAGCUUCAUCUCGUGGGUCCCCUGCUUCCCAAUUGCAGGAUAUUGGGACUUGACGAUCUCGGCAAAGUGCUAUGGAUAUGGCUCACCAUAUGCCAAAGAAUUUGCGCAAACGUUUGAAACCCAUGCCGGGAUGAACAUGAUCUUCGAUAUCAUUGUGCUCGGCAUUCCAAUCUCGAUAUACUUCGAGAAGGGAUCGUCAGCGGGUACGCGGAUGCGACUUCUAGGGUUGUUUGCAAUGGGCACAGUGGUUAAUAUCUUCGGCAUCUUUCGACUCGUCACCAUCGUCGAACACAGAGCGUCAUCAUUCCCGACUUUCGAUCCAACCUGGUAUGCUCCCGUCUCCGUCGUGCAGGCAUGCCUCGAGGUUGACGCGGCAUCGAUAUGUGCCUCUAUGCCCGUAUUCUGGCCCAUCCUUAGCGCCAGCUACGAUAAAAUCUUUGUAACGCGGGAAGUCACCAUCACACACUCGCACAGGCGGCUCUCCGAGUCGGGCGAGAGCAAUGAGUACGGAGAUAAUGUGGAGCUGCAACCCCGAAACAGCGGGCAGGACAGCGAAGUGACGCGAGGCAGCACCGUGCACAGUCAGAAGUCGGAGAAGAAUGCUCAUUACAUGGAUUCGUACAUAUUGGAGCAAGUCGAUCCGUUGCGGGCCGAGCGAAGGGCGGGUGUGGAAGCUAGUAUUACCGCAGAGAGACAGCUCAAGAAAAAGAGCUCUCUGUUUCUUGGGCAUGUCUCAAGUAGAUAAUGAC